AUGGCCUGCAAAGAUUCAAGAAAGUCAUUGAAGCCUGGCAAGCCUAGCCACCAGUCAAAUUCACCUACACUGAAACAGCUCACGACUUCCACUGUUCGUGAUGACCCUGCUCUAGGCUACAAGUUGCGCGUCCUCUUGUUCGACUUGCGAAACCUUGCGAAGGAUGUCAACUCAGCGAAACGUCUCAAUAGCACCACAGACGAGCACUACAUCAGCGAACCGUAUUUCGAACCUGAGCAAGCCAAAGUUGUUAAGUCUGCUAUCGUAGACGUCGAAUUCAACAACCACCUCGAUCCCAAUGCAGAGCAUGAGAAACUAGUUACAGACGAGCCACGGCCCAACGACGAAGAAGUGAGCGGACCUGCAGUCUCUCGCGUACGAGGUCAAACAGUAGACACAGCUAUUCGGAUGAUCAUGGACAACUUCCUCGAAAAGCGGAAGGGCAGCAUGGAUGACUCGAGCAUUCCGGACCCCGCAGAAGGCGACUUCACCAAAUUCAACGCGGCCAUCAUCGUCCUCGUAGGUCUUCUCGAGAAGGCUGGCCCCGGAGCGUUGGACACGGCCGUGGAGUCGGCCAAAAGGAAGAUCCUCGACUACAUGAGAAGAUUCAGAAUCACAAACGGCUUCAGAUUCCUCGUCUUCGCUAAUGAGUUGUUGAGGUGGCAGCCAGAGGAGGACGUCCAGAGCAAGGACAUUUACGACAUCCUCUGCAUGUUCUACUUCAUUCUCGACCAGGAGCCGCUCCUUGGACUGCAAAGGCGAAUCACACCGGAGUCGGUCUGCCUACCUCAGAGUCCGCUCUCCAGUUGGAUAGUGAUGUUCUCGCAGCUCAUUGGGCAGUUCUUGGACACUCCCAUGUCCGUCACCCCUCAGACCCUGGAGUCCUUCAAAAACUCCCCAAAGCCUAUCUCCCACCCGGAUGACGAUAAGGUUAUUUGCUACCCUGCCGACUGCACGUAUGACAACAGCCUCCAGAAUCAGAGCCUUGUCGCCAUCAACAACAUGGGUGAGGUUCUGAUCAAGGGUAUUCCAUGGACCAUAGAUAGCUUGUUACAUGGCAGCAGAUAUGCGUGUGAGUUCAAUGGCGGUAUCUGGAUGCAUGCAUUCCUCAACACGUACAACUAUCACCGCCAGCAUGCGCCUGUAUCCGGUACUGUACUUGCGGCAAAGAACAUCCAGGGGGCGGCCUAUAUGGAGGUCAACGAGAAGUGCCAACCCAUCCGAAAGAUCCCGGUCUCUGAUGAAGAAAAGAGGCAAGACUCCAAGUGCGUGCUGGAGGUGCCCGACUCUCCGGGCUACCAGUUCCUCCAAACCAGGGGUUGCGUCAUCAUCGAUAACCCGGUGAUCGGGAAGGUGGCCGUGCUGCCGAUUGGCAUGGCCAUUGUAUCGGGUGUCAGGUUGACAGUAAGAGCGGGGGAUACAGUGAGGAAGGGCGACGAGAUCUCAACCUUCUUGUUCGGGGGGUCGGAUAUCAUCCUCGUGUUCCAGAAGAAGGCGGGCUUGCAGGUCAAAGACUUUGUGCCCUCGCCAAUGGAUGAAGCCGGCAACCAGACCCAUUCAAAGUAUGGGACCAUCCUUGCGAGGGCGCCUUAA
Molecule: messenger RNA, 1593 nt
Organism: Colletotrichum chrysophilum
Lineage: Eukaryota; Fungi; Ascomycota; Sordariomycetes; Glomerellales; Glomerellaceae
Exons: 3
Coding region: 1-1593 (530 amino acids)
Biological process (GO): phospholipid biosynthetic process
Molecular function (GO): phosphatidylserine decarboxylase activity
Source: RefSeq, a predicted model, not a curated record